AUGCGGUCUCCUUCUCUUGCACGGCUCCAAGUCCGUGCGGUAACUGGCUUGACCAGAUCAGCCCGUUUCCAGCCCCAGACUCUCCUGCGCCAGCGAUGCGCUUCCACGGCCGCGUUCCGGUCCGCCGCUAUUGCGCCGGCUUAUCAGUCGAAGUUGGGACAAUGGGAUCAGAGACGCAAUGCAUCUGCUACGGCUACUGCCAUUCUCGAGGCUGCUAAGGAGAAUCCCGAUGGCUUGUCCCAAGCCGCCAUUCUCGACAAUCUUGACCCGGUCGAGGCCGCUCGUCUGAACAGGUGUCGUAACAUUGGUAUUGCGGCCCAUAUUGACAGUGGUAAAACCACCUGUACCGAGCGAGUUCUUUUCUACACUGGUCGUAUCAAGGCUAUCCACGAGGUCCGCGGGCGUGACAGUGUUGGUGCUAAGAUGGACUCCAUGGAUUUGGAGCGUGAGAAGGGUAUCACUAUCCAGUCCGCAGCUACCUUCUGUGACUGGGUCAAGAAGGACAAGGAGGGCGUUGAGCACAAGUACCAUCUCAACUUGAUUGAUACCCCCGGUCACAUUGAUUUCACCAUCGAGGUCGAGAGAGCGCUGCGCGUUCUGGACGGUGCUGUCAUGAUUCUGUGUGCUGUCUCCGGUGUGCAGUCCCAAACGAUUACCGUCGAUCGCCAAAUGCGCCGCUACAACGUUCCCCGUAUCUCAUUCGUGAACAAGAUGGACCGCAUGGGUGCCAACCCCUUCAAGGCUGUUGAUCAGAUUAACACUAAGCUUAAGAUCCCUGCCGCUGCUGUUCAGGUUCCCAUUGGUUCCGAGGACGAGUUCGAGGGUGUCGUUGAUCUGAUCCGCAUGAAGGCCUUGUACAACGUUGGCGAGAGUGGUGAAGAUAUCGUAGUUAAGGACGAGAUCCCUGAAAAGGUCAAGGCUAUCGCCGAGGAGCGCCGAAACAUGCUCAUUGAGACUCUUGCCGAUGUCGACGAGGAGAUUGCCGAGAUUUUCUUGGAUGAGGCCGUCCCCAGUGAGGACCAAAUCCGUGCUGCCAUCCGCCGUGCUACCAUUAGCUUGAAGUUCACUCCUGUCUUCAUGGGAUCUGCUCUGGCCAACAAGUCCGUCCAACCUAUGCUUGACGGUGUUAUCGACUUCCUUCCCAAUCCUGCCGAGGUUGAGAACCUGGCCCUUGAUCAGAAGCGUGACGAGGCAUCCGUCAAGCUUGUCCCCUACAAUUCUCUUCCCUUCGUCGGUCUGGCUUUCAAGCUCGAAGAGAGCAACUUCGGUCAAUUGACCUACAUCCGUGUGUACCAGGGUACCCUCCGCAAGGGCUCCAACGUCUUCAACGCUCGCAAUAGCAAGAAGGUUAAGGUCCCCCGUAUUGUCCGCAUGCACUCCAACGAAAUGGAGGAAGUCAGCGAAAUUGGCGCUGGUGAGAUCUGUGCCGUGUUCGGUAUUGAGUGUGCUUCCGGUGACACCUUCACCGACGGAACUCUCGGCUACAGCAUGUCUUCCAUGUUCGUUCCCGAGCCCGUCAUCUCGCUCUCCAUCAAGCCCAAGCAGAGCAAGGAUGGUGCCAAUUUCUCCAAGGCCAUGGCACGUUUCCAGAGAGAGGACCCCACCUUCCGAGUGACCUACGAUAGCGAGAGCGACCAGACCAUUAUCUCCGGUAUGGGUGAACUCCACCUCGACAUUUACGUUGAGCGUAUGCGCCGUGAAUACCGCGUCGACUGCGAGACCGGUCAGCCCCAGGUCGCUUACCGUGAAACUAUCGGCGGCCGUGUUGAGUUCGACCACCUGCUCAAGAAGCAGUCCGGUGGACCUGGUGAAUACGCCCGUGUUAUGGGAUACAUGGAGCCGACUGGUGCCCUCGAGGACAACAAGUUCGAGCAGGCAGUCGUCGGUGGCAGCAUUUCCGAGAAGUUCUUGUACGCUUGCGAGAAGGGAUUCAACUUGUCUUGUGACAAGGGUCCUCUGAUCGGCCACAAGGUUCUCGGAACCCGCAUGGUCAUCAACGAUGGUGCCACUCACAUGACUGAUUCCUCUGAAAUGUCCUUCAAGAAUGCCACCCAACAGGCGUUCCGCAAGGCUUUCGCCGAAAGCCAGCCCUCCGUCCUUGAGCCUCUGAUGAAGACUGUUGUGACCGCUCCCACUGAGUUCCAGGGUGAUGUUAUCGGUCUCCUUAACAAGCGUGGUGCCACCAUCAACGACACCGAGACUGGUGUCGACGAAUUCACCAUCUACGCUGACUGCAGUUUGAACGGCAUGUUUGGCUUCAGUACCAACCUGCGCGCUGCUACCCAGGGCAAGGGUGAAUACACCAUGGAAUUCAGCCACUACGAGAAGGCUCCGCCUCACAUGCAAAAGGAACUCAUUGCCAAGUACCUCAAGGCCCAGGCUGACCGCCACAAAAAAUAA
Messenger RNA from Penicillium soppii, 2400 nucleotides. Its product is annotated as elongation factor G. Gene Ontology annotation, biological process: mitochondrial translational elongation. The record is from RefSeq and is a predicted model, not a curated record. Gene Ontology annotation, molecular function: GTP binding; translation elongation factor activity; GTPase activity. Bases 1 to 2400 code for a protein of 799 amino acids. The transcript is spliced from 4 exons. NCBI's taxonomy places the organism in Eukaryota, Fungi, Ascomycota, Eurotiomycetes, Eurotiales, Aspergillaceae. Gene Ontology annotation, cellular component: mitochondrion.